UAUACUCUCCCAAUCUACCAGCAAGUCUGGUACCUGAUUUUCAUUGACGGUCUCCCACUGUUCAAGCCAUCAUCAUGCGUUUCCAACCUCCUCCAGGCUACCAGCCCAUCUACAACCCUCUUGUCCCAUAUUCAGGGCCCAUCUACGGUGGUUUGAAGCUGGGGAUGUCUCUGUACAUCCAGGGAACAGUUGGCAAUAUCGCCAAUCGUUUCUCCAUCAACCUGCUGACUGGGCCACCAGGAACGACUGACUACGUCUUACACUUCAACCCUCGGUUGAGGCACGGAAACGUGGUGGUGAUGAACACCACGAAGGAUGGCUCUUGGCAAUCCGAGGAGAGGCCCAGUGAGAUGCCCUUCCGUGAGGGGGAGAGCUUUCAGCUGCUCAUUACCGUCGUCUCAGAGGGCUACCAGAUCAAAGUAAACGGUAGUGACUUUUACCUGUUCAAGCACCGUCUGCCUGUGGAGCGAGUGAGUGCCCUAUCCAUUGGUGGAGAAGUCUCUGUGCACAUGAUCAACAUCAUCGGGGGAGGAAUUGGGCACAUCCUGGGAUAUCCAGGUCUAGGACAGGCGGUGGCCAUCCCUUACGUGGCACCCAUAUAUGGUGGUUUGAGGCCAGGGAUGUCUGUGCACAUUUCGGGAGUGAUUCCCUGUGACGUCACCAGGUUCCACGUCAGCCUGCAGACGUCGGAGGCGAAAUGCGGUGACAAAGCCUUGUACAUCAACCCCCGGUUCAGACCAGCUGAGUUGGUGGUUUUCAGCACCUUCAAGAAUGGCAUAUUCGAGGGUCAGGAGAAGGUCACUGAUAAGCCCUUCACUCUGGGGGGGGGAUUUCAGCUGGUCAUCGUUGUCACCAAAGAGUGCUACCAGGUGCACAUAAACGAUCACGCCUACACGUUCAAUCAUCGCAUCCCGUUGACGAGCGUGCUGGCCCUGGGGAUCGGUGGGGACGUGUUUGUGGAGUCCAUCAACAUCAUGGGGGGAGAACAAGGAGCAAUGAUACGGCCAGGUCCAGGAUAUGUUGGGGCUGGCUCAUAUACGCAGUCCAUCCCUGGUGGUUUGAAGGCGGGAAUGUCUCUGUACUUGCGGGGAACCAUUCCCUCUGAAGACAUCAACAGUUUUCAAAUAAACCUAGAGGGUGGGGGUGAUGUUGCCAUUCAAGUCAACCCCCAAUUCAGCGGCUGGAGAGGUGUGGUGUUCAAGACCCGUGACAAUGGCGAAUGGCAAGCGGAGGAGAAGGUCAAUGCGAUGCCCUUCCGUAAGGGGGAGAGCUUUGAGCUGGUCUUCAAUGUCACCUCAGAGGGCUACCAGGUGAACGUUGAUGGUCGUGAGCUCCACAUGUACAAGCACCGCGUACCACUGGAGCAGGUGACUGACCUGGUCAUUGGUGGGGAAGUCUCUGUGCAGAGCAUCAGCAUCAUCCCGGAUGAAGAAGACAAACUGGAGAUUCCAGAAUAUGACCAAGGACUCAUACAGGAGUACCCAGCUCCAGGAGACGUGAGCAGCUCCGCAUAUUCCCAGGCCAUCGAAGGUGGUUUGGGGCCGGGAAUGUCACUGUACUUUGAAGGAACGGUUCACACUGACUCCGAUAGGUUCCACAUAAACCUGGAGGGUGGGGGUGACAUACUCCUUCACUUCAACCCUCGAUUCAAGAACUGGAAUUUGGUGGUGUUCAACAGCCAUGAGAGUGGCGGAUGGCAAUCAGAAGAGAGGCCCUCUGGGAUGCCCUUCCGUGAAGGGGAGGACUUUCAGCUGGUCUUCAAUGUGACCACAGAGGGCUACCAGGUGAUUGUUAACGGGUCAGUGUUGCACGUGUUCAAGCACCGCGUACCGGUGGACCAUGUGACCUCCGUGGUGGUUGCUGGGUGCGUCUCUGUGCACUCCAUCAUCAUCAAGAAGGAACAAGGACUCAUACAGGAGUUUCCAGCUCCAGGAGAUGUGAGCAGUGACACAUAUGAGAAGCCCAUCGAAGGUGGUUUGAAGCCGGGGAUGUUGCUGUACAUGCGGGGAACCGUUUCCGCCGACAAUCCCAACAGGUUCCAUAUAAACCUGGUGGCUGGGGAUGACCUUCCCCUUCACUUCAACCCUCGAUUCCGUGGCUGGCAAAUGGUGGUGUUCAACACCUACAAGAAUGGAUGGCAGUCAGAAGAGAGGCCCUCUGAGAUGCCCUUCAGUGUGGGGGGGGCCUUUGACCUGAUCUUCAACGUGACCUUAAAGGGCUACCAGGUGAUCGUUAACGGUUGCGUGCUUCACAUGUACAAGCACCGCAUCCCGGUCGACCGUGUGACCGCCCUGGCGAUUGGUGGAGACGUCUCUGUUGAGUCCCUCGUCAUAAUCAGGGGCAGUGGGGUCAGUGAGGGAAGUGGAGGAUCGGGGUACAAUUGGAGAUUCCUGCCGAUGAUGGGCACACAACCAAUCUACAACCCACCCAUUCCCUACACCAGGAUGAUCCCAGGAGGACUGACUCCAAAGAAGACCAUUGCUUUAAGUGGCAGAGUGCUACCUGAUGCCGACAGGUUUGCAAUUAACUUCAAUGUGAGCAGCAGUGGGGACCUCGCCUUCCAUUUUAACCCGCGGAUGAACGAUGGGUCAGUGGUGCGGAACAGCUACCUGCGUGGAAACUGGGGGAGUGAGGAAAGAGAUGUCAAAUUCAACCCCUUCCAGAGGGGGCGGUACUUUCAGAUCUUGAUUCGCUGUGGGAAGCAGCAGUUUAUGGUCUUUGUGAACGGGAAGCACAUGUUCAACUAUUACCACCGGUUCCAGCCGUUCACUCAGAUCGACAGCCUGCACAUCAGUGGGGACGUGCAGCUGUUCCACAUGCUUAUGUGAGGCUUGCUGUUCUGAUGUCACUGCUCCUGAUACCCUGCUCUGAUGUCACUGCCCUGAUCCCCUGACCUGAUGGCACUGCUCUGAUGUCACUGUUAUGAUGUCACUGCUGUGAUCCCUUGCUUUGAAGCCCCCUCUUAUCCCAGCUUUUAAGUGCUGCACGCCUGCUCCAGAGUCUUCAGCUCCCAUCCUCAUUCCUCUGCCUUCCUCUCAUUAAGGCUGUUUGUUUACUGGUGCUAGGAGCUGCGUUUCACAAAGUCAGUUAAUAAACACUAUCACGCAUUCUAAAGACUGCCUCAUUUUUC
This is a messenger RNA of Anguilla rostrata (American eel), 3130 nucleotides long. RefSeq lists its product as uncharacterized. The transcript has 26 exons. Gene Ontology annotation, molecular function: carbohydrate binding. The coding region runs from base 75 to 2828 and encodes 917 amino acids. The record is from RefSeq and is a predicted model, not a curated record. Lineage: Eukaryota; Metazoa; Chordata; Actinopteri; Anguilliformes; Anguillidae.